Aspergillus steynii IBT 23096 is the source of this 1460-nucleotide messenger RNA. RefSeq names its product BTB/POZ domain-containing protein. The record is from RefSeq and is a predicted model, not a curated record. Bases 253 to 1128 code for a protein of 291 amino acids. The transcript is spliced from 4 exons. NCBI's taxonomy places the organism in Eukaryota, Fungi, Ascomycota, Eurotiomycetes, Eurotiales, Aspergillaceae. Gene Ontology annotation, molecular function: protein binding.
CUGUUCAAUCCUGUAUCUAACACCCACUGGUUCUUUCAUUCAUACCCGUCAGGGGGAAACCGUACGCUGUACAUGUAUUCGUUCAUACAAAGCUGCCUUUAGCUUUGCAAUCUCUCCUAAAAAAAUUUAUUCAAUCCCAAUCUCCCCCUGGAUCUCUAACCCUCACCCUCCCUGGCCUGGAUUGCCUCCCUUAUCCAUCUACCUACAUUCCUCCACCCCCCGUCAAGCCAACACUUCACAUUCUCGCGCAAAAUGAUGACCCAACAGCAUCCCAGAGUCAACCGAAUGCUGACCUUCAAGCGUCAAAAUUCCGCCUCAGCCGAUGGCCUCUCGACCAAAUACGGUGCUGGCAAAGCCCGUCUGCGAGGUCGCAAAUCCGCCAAAGAUCCUCUCUCAACGCCCCCCCGUCGACCAGAGAGACGCUCCAGAUCCAGUCCAGCCACCCCGCCUGCCACCCCGGGACCAGACGUGAUCACCAUCGCCGUGGGGCCCGAAAAGCGCCUCUUCGCCGCGCACAAGGAGAUCCUGUGCGUCUCGUCAUUCUUUGCCGCAGCGUGCGCGCGCGCUCCCCUCUCGCCAUCCGGCCUCCUCGCUGAACCCCUCGACUUGCCGGACGAGCAGCCCGAGGUCUUCUCCUGUGUCUUGGAGUACCUGUACCGAGGCGACUACUUCCCUCGUCUUUUGCACAACAAGCGGCGGGACUCUUGGGAGAUCGAGGAUGCGGGGACGGAUCGUCAUGGGCAGAGCCAUGGGGCUACGAUCUUUCAUCGGGAGGCGGGCGCGGAGAUUUUGAGGGAUACGGCUGUCUACUGCGCAGCAGACAAAUACAACCUCGAGAUGCUCAAGCGCCUCGCGCUUCGCAAACAGGGCCUCCACACGGGCAUCCAGUGCAACACGAUCCUGACCAGCGCGCGCUUCGCCUACGCCAACACCCCCGACCACGAAUCCAAGCUGCGCGCGCACUACCUGGCGCUGAUCAUUCGCAGCAGAGACACGUUCAAGCGCAGCGGCACCAUGCAGAUGGAGAUGGAGCAGGGCGGGAAGCUGUUCUUUGAUCUGUUUGUGGCGAUGUGUAAUUUUAUGGAUGACACUGCCGCGUCGCAGAACCCGAAGCCUUCUCACGCCUGAUGAUUUGAUCGAUCGAUGGCUUCUACUCUGCUGGCUUGGAGUGUUCAUCAUCCCUCCCUCCCUCAUCGAGUCACCUAGGUCCGGUCCUCAGACUCAGACGGAGUACCAACCCCAAUCACAUGGGCCAGGCUCUACUCUUCUUCCCGAAAAAAAAAAGGUGAAUAGGUAUAGGUAUAGUAUGGAUUUAUCGGAUGCUCUACAUGUGAUUUCUCCUUUUCUUGUCUUCUUGUCUUGCUUCAUUGUGUCUUGCAUUUUUGCGGUUUCUUUUCGUCAGGUCAGAUCGGUUUGCUUUCAAUUGGGCGGGUAGGUUAUCAUCGAGCGUGGGGUGCUUU